AAGACUUUCGAUUUUCUAAAGCCAAAUAACAAUGGCUACCACUAGAUUGUUGCGUUCGUCUAAUAAGCCUUUGGGUCGCAUUUUUGCUCCUUCUUCUUCUUGGCCUUCUUCGUCGGUGAAGAAUGUUAGGUGUGUAAGCAAGGGAGGGUUAGAUGGGGAGAAGAAAGUUUGUGGGAGUAGUGAGAGGAAACCAACGGUGGCUGUGAAGGCGGCUUCUGUGGCAGCAGCCGAGAAUGUGGUCAUAUCAGAGCCACGGGGUGACUGGGGAAAAGAGUUGGCAUCUUCGCUCGCAGUUGCUAUUAAUGCUAUGCGUCAGGUGCUGGUGCUGGUUGUCAAACCAAGACCUUGGAGAUUACAAGUUCAGAUGCUCAUUGAAAAGGUUAUAAUUGAUUCUCGAUUCUUUACCCUAUUUGCUGUUGCCGGAUCAUUACUUGGAUCAGUCCUGUGUUUCAUGGAGGGAUGCUUUCUCAUUCUGGAGUCAUAUUUACAGUAUUUCCAUAACUUAUCACAGAAGUCAGAUCAAGAACAUAUCAUCCAUCUACUGAUAGAAGCCAUAGACAUGUUCUUGGUUGGGACCGCAAUGCUUAUUUUUGGGAUGGGGCUGUACAUCAUGUUUGUGGGAUCAAAGACUAUGAAAGGAGGUGCUCCAUCGCUUCCAAGGUCGAACUUGUUUGGGCUCUUCCCUUUGAAGACACUUCCAGCAUGGGUUGAGAUGAAAUCAGUUUCACAAGCCAAGUCUAAAAUCGGGCAUGCCGUGAUGAUGAUACUUCAAGUUGGAGUUUUGGAGAAAUUCAAGAGUAUACCUACUGUUACUAGCUUGGAUCUUGCUUGUUUUGCCGGGGCUGUAUUUGUUUCCUCAGCAUGUAUAUUCCUUCUCUCGAGGCUUUCAGCUGGCGGUAGCUAGCAUGGGAUAGAUAGGGAGCCGAGAAGUUUACAUACUGAUACGUACUGAUACUUAUACCAGAAAGAAGAUUGAGUAGAAGAAGAAGAAGAAGAGAAAAGCCCUUUCAUUCUUUUGCUUAUUAAUUCUUUUUGAUUCAUCACUGAUAUAUACAUAGUUGUAUAGACGCAAUGCUUUCAAUUAGAUAAGAGAAAAACAAAGAAUACCUUAA
Molecule: messenger RNA, 1112 nt
Organism: Theobroma cacao (cacao)
Lineage: Eukaryota; Viridiplantae; Streptophyta; Magnoliopsida; Malvales; Malvaceae
Source: RefSeq, a predicted model, not a curated record